ACAGUCUGGACGAGUAGAUACUGUAAGUAUAUAAGUAGCUAACAUUGAGCAGAGAAAGGUUUCAGUAAAGUGAACAUCUUUCCUAUCGCGUCUUUCAAUUGAGGAUUUUGUAUUACAUUUAGAAAAAUUAACGAUGAGAGGUUUAAUUUUUAUUACAUUUGUAGUUUUUAUUAAAAUAGUAUAUGGUAUUGAAAAAGAACAAGCUGUAACAGAUUGCAUCAGUGAAUUAUCGAUAGCUGAAGAAGUAAAAUCGCAUUUCAGAAACAAUGGAGAAAUUCCUGAUGAAACUGAUAGCAAAGCAAAGUGCUUGUUUCACUGUGUAUCCAAAAAAAUAGAAUUGACAAAUGAGCAAGGCGACAUUGACAAAGAUAAAGUUGUCGAAUAUGUAUCGAGUAAAUACGCUGAUUUGGAUAAAACUAAGCUAGAAGCUGUAGUCCUUCUGUGUGCGGAGAGGAGUGAAACCGAUCCGUGUGAAAAAUGGUAUGAAUUUACAAAAUGUCAACUAAAAGCGUUCUUGGAAUAUAAAAAAGGCACAAACAACUAGCUGUCUUCUUUUUUUCAUUAUUGAUGUAGAUACCUAUUGAAAUCGCGUAAGGACAAGGAGUAAACCAUGAAUUUCUUCGAAUUUCAAAUCGAAUUCAUUAUCUAGCCUUAUAGAUCUACUGCUUAAAUGUUAAGUUUUAUUUUAUUUGAAAUUUUACUCUUUUUUGCAUGAGGUAGAUAUUUUGAUGUUUGUUUUGUUCUUAUGUUUUUUCUGUAUUUAUUUUUUAUUAAUAAAAUGAAAAAUGCUUGCUUA
Messenger RNA from Planococcus citri (citrus mealybug), 796 nucleotides. Its product is annotated as general odorant-binding protein 57c-like. Bases 134 to 544 code for a protein of 136 amino acids. Gene Ontology annotation, molecular function: odorant binding. The record is from RefSeq and is a predicted model, not a curated record. The transcript is spliced from 6 exons. Lineage: Eukaryota; Metazoa; Arthropoda; Insecta; Hemiptera; Pseudococcidae.